AGAAACCAUCCACAUCCUUCCUCUCUUACAGAUCCCAAAAUACUCACCAAGUGGAGCCCUUACUUUUUCCCAGAAAAAAGAUAAAAAAAUUCCCACAACAAAACAAACAACGACUCGAAAUAUCUAACAUCCCAUCUCUUCUCUUCUCAAAAUCGAUCUCUCACCGCUCACCAAACCACCACCAAUUCCUCCGGGCCCAAUCUUUCACAUCAAUCAAAGAUUCUAAAAGUGAAGAGACUAUGGGAAGCAAAGCACCAAGUUGGUCCGAUCAAUGGGGCACCGGGGGGAAUUUUGGUGUUGAAGACAACGAUGACAAGGCAAAAGCCACCAAGAAAGGGAGUGGUGGCAGCAGCAAGACAAUGGCAGAUGUGAAAGCAGCGGCUUCAGCCGGAUUAGGCAAGGCCAAGACUGUUGCUGUGGUGGGUGCCGACAAGGCCAAGGCUGCGGCUGUGGUGGGUGCUGACAAAGCCAAGGUUGCGGCAGUCUUUGGCGCCCAGAAGGUGAAGAGUGGAACCUCUAUUGGCAUCAAAUGGAUCAAAACUCAGUACCAGAAGAGAACCUCUAAGUAGGUUAACCGUUAACCUUGAGAAUUGCCAGCAAUGGCUACUAGUCAAAACUAACGAGUGAAAGUUAAGAUUUUUUGGGAUACAGUACAUAUUCUUUCUGCGAAAUGUGUUUGAUAGAAUCUCUUUUCUAGUUCUAUAUAGUUACUCUAUUCGUUUA
This is a messenger RNA of Morus notabilis, 723 nucleotides long. RefSeq lists its product as uncharacterized. The record is from RefSeq and is a predicted model, not a curated record. NCBI's taxonomy places the organism in Eukaryota, Viridiplantae, Streptophyta, Magnoliopsida, Rosales, Moraceae. The transcript has 2 exons. The coding region runs from base 240 to 569 and encodes 109 amino acids.